Saccharomyces eubayanus is the source of this 1863-nucleotide messenger RNA. It is a transcript of the gene SAN1, whose product is annotated as ubiquitin-protein ligase SAN1. The record is from RefSeq and is a predicted model, not a curated record. The transcript has a single exon. The coding region runs from base 1 to 1863 and encodes 620 amino acids. Gene Ontology annotation, biological process: ubiquitin-dependent protein catabolic process. Gene Ontology annotation, molecular function: ubiquitin protein ligase activity. Gene Ontology annotation, cellular component: cytoplasm. Lineage: Eukaryota; Fungi; Ascomycota; Saccharomycetes; Saccharomycetales; Saccharomycetaceae.
AUGAGCGAAAGCAACCAAGGACAAGAUAGAAGCACGAAUUUAUCACCAAAUAACAUCGGAAAUGGUGGUGAUUCAAAUGGUAACGGUUUGCCGCCGAACACAAAUGCGGCCUCCACUCCACUAAAUAAUGGAACCGAACAAACGAGAAAUAUAACCGUCUCCAUUCAGUAUUCAUAUUUUACUCCAGAAAGAUUAGCACAAUUGAGCAAUACGUCUAACAAUGAAAAUAGUGGAAGCAGUACCACAACUUCUUCAAACACAAUUUCUAAUGGUGCGGGGCCCAGCUUUGGCAUUGGGAACGGUGGUCACCAACCCGACGGUGCUCUUGUUCUCUCUUUUCGAGACGUUCCUGCAUCUACUCCACAAGACCGUUUGAACAGCUUUAUAUCUGUUGCCGCUCAACUUGCAAUGGAAAGAUUCAAUAGACUUUUAAAUAGACCAAAAGGUAUAACAAAAGAAGAAUUUGAUAAGUUGCCUGUUUUGAAGGUAGCUGAUCUGCCGGAAACGGAAGGGCCUGCGUGUAGUAUAUGUUAUGAAGAAUAUGAGGAAGAAGACAAAAUCUCCAAAACCAAAAGAAAAAGGGAAUCUAAAGAUAAUGAGGAGGAAUCUGGAAACAUUAAAAAACAGAAAGAUAACCAAGGUGGUUCUUUUGUAGGUAGAACCGGUACUGCUGACGAAAGUACAGCUAUUUCGGAUAACGGUUCAAACUCAAAUGCAGCAACAAUCAACUCCUCUUCAACUCCGCUUGAACCUAACCAGCCUCACACAGCCAAUGAUGAGGAAACAAACCCAAGCUAUAAACAUUCGCCAAUUAGGUUAUCUUGUGGGCAUGUUUUUGGAAGAGAGUGUCUUUACAAGUGGUCGAGGUUAGAAAACUCUUGUCCUCUUUGUAGACAUAAGAUCAGCGAGUCUGCAGGGGUUCCGGUCCAACAGGACACAGAUGAAGUGGCGGCUAAUGAGGCCGCCUUCGAAAGAAUUAGACGUGUUCUAUACGACCCUGCUGCAGAGAGUAACAAUGAUGGAACCAAUACCGAAACCACAAACCCAACAGUAAAUCCGUCCAAUACAACUGCACCCACUAUUGGAAACGCAAAUUCUGGUGAACAGAUUUUAUCAAGGACAGGUUUUUUCUUAAUGCCACAAAACGGCCAAACUCUACAUAAUCCAGUUCAUGUGCCAUCUAAUAAUAGUGAUAGAAACAUAUCCAACGGGACAAACUCGGCAGCUCCAAAUUUACCUUCUAAUGCUACCGCUCUUAAUAACAACCAAAAUCCACGUUGGGUUCCGAUUCCUCUCACCCUAUUUCAAUUCCACAGCCCAAACCCCAGUGACCACCCAACAGACUCUACAACGACCAGUUCCGCGGACGCAAACGAUACAGGCGCUGAUGCCACCAGUUCUCAGCAUAAUAGACUAAGAGCCGUUUUGGAUCACAUAUUUAAUGUAGCCCAAGGAGGAUCAUCAGACUCUUCAGAUACAGCCGCUUCCACCACUCAAACGAGCCAAAAUCAGGGAACCAACGGCACAACAUCUUCUGAUGCGCCUCACGGAAGUUCUUUCUUGGAAAACAUCUCACGCUUAACUGGGCAUUUCAGAAAUAGCUCAAGCGACAAUCAUAGUAGCACUAACAACAGAAGUGGCCAAGAAGAACAUGCCGCUACUUCCAGCGACGAUAGAAGUAACCUGUUUUCCUCUGGUGUUGCAAGUUAUAGGAAUCAGAAUGGUGAUGUUACUACCGUUGAACUGAACGAUAGUAGUGCUUCUACAAACGGAAAUCCAUCUCAAGACCAAGAAUCAAAUAGUUCAAAUACAACUACCCAAAACAACGCCCCUAAUGAUAACAAUGAGCAACGUUCAACUUAA